This is a messenger RNA of Aspergillus terreus NIH2624, 1467 nucleotides long. RefSeq names its product phosphatidylinositol N-acetylglucosaminyltransferase (gene pigc). Gene Ontology annotation, biological process: GPI anchor biosynthetic process. NCBI's taxonomy places the organism in Eukaryota, Fungi, Ascomycota, Eurotiomycetes, Eurotiales, Aspergillaceae. Bases 1 to 1467 code for a protein of 488 amino acids. The transcript is spliced from 2 exons. Gene Ontology annotation, cellular component: glycosylphosphatidylinositol-N-acetylglucosaminyltransferase (GPI-GnT) complex; membrane. The record is from RefSeq and is a predicted model, not a curated record.
AUGCCUUCCCUGUCCGACCCUCCUCCAGUCCCGCCGCCUGUCCCCGUCGAAACCCACCCCAACCGCGCCGUCGGGUUUAAGCCGUCUCCUGACCAGCAACGAGCUCUCCCCGAUCCCACGCGCCUCGCCCCGGAGGACGCGUACUACUCGCAUGGGCUGUCCCGCACGCGCACGGCGCCAAACACAUACGAUGACCCUCUCCAGCCGCUGAAUGGCAGCGCAGGCACGGCUGUGUCGGUGGCGGCGCUGCGCUCGCCGCCGGCGGUGCCUCCGCGAAAGGUGCGCGGGACCAGUCGACGGCGCAGACGCAAGGGCGCGUGGAAGAAGCUUCUCUGGGUGAAGCAGUCGUAUCCGGACAAUUACACCGACACGGAGACGUUUCUCGACCACCUCCAGCGCAACCCGCGCGUACGUCCGUAUGAUUUCUGGCCAUUGGUGGCGGAUUCUACGGUCAUUGUGCAGCACGUGUGCUCGGUGGUUAUCUUUGUGUGUUGCUUUGUGGGGAUUGUGCAGGGACGCGUGAGCCCGGUUUCGGUGGUGUGCUGGGGUAGCGUGGGCACGGCGAUGGGGUGGUUUCUGUGGGAUACGUGGGUUUGGAAGGAGCACAAGGAGAGCCCGCAUGUGGUGGAGCGCGUCUCGGAGGGCGACGAUGGGUCGAGCUCGAGUUCGCUGGCCAGCUCGGGCAACGGCUCCGGCUCCCGGAUUAAGGACGGCCAAGUCCACGGACUGGGGUUGACGAUGGCGCAGAGUGAGCCGGCAGACGCUGGACGGCGGGGUGAGGGGAUGAGUGAAGCCCAGGGCUCCGCCGAAACCACGCCAGUCAACUCCCACGGGCCCCAGUUUCCAGCUCAGGAUCCCGGCACUUCCUUGCUCUCCUCGCGCAACCGCCAGAGGCUGUCGACUGUCAAGUCCGCCUUUCUUAUCUACUGUGCCCUCCUCGGACUCAGUCCCAUCUUGAAAUCCCUGACAAAGUCCACGGCGAGUGACUCGAUCUGGGCGAUGAGCUGCUGGCUGUUGAUCAUGAACAUCUUCUCUUUCGACUAUGGGAGCGGUGAGGGCGCUGGCGCCACCAAAUUCCCCGCCUCCCUCUCGACCAACGCGGCUGUGAUGGCGUCGACGGUGCUCGCGUCGCGGUUGCCGUCUACCACCCAUGUGUUCAGUCUGAUGCUGUUCUCCAUCGAGGUGUUCGGGCUAUUCCCGAUCUUCCGCCGUCAGCUGCGACAUAUUUCCUGGACCGGGCACGUCCUUCUGACGCUGGCGCUGGUGAUCGUGGCCGGUGGCGCUGUGGGGAUGACGCUACGGGGCGGACUCGCUGCGGCGGUGGUCGGCUCCAUCCUGGGCAGUAUUCUCACGGCGCUGGCCAUGGGCGGCUGUAGCUGGUGGCUGAUCAGCCUGCAGAAGUAUAAGAAUGUGGUGAUCGGCCCGUGGGAUCCGGCACGGCCCAUUAUCCGUCGGCGUUGGGAUUGA